AUGGACCUUGGCACGAGCGACGCCGUGCAACGCGACGAGCCAAAGGCAACAUCUGACCAUCGACGUGCAUCUUCUGGUUCCGGACUUCUAUCCAAAUUUCCUUUCUUGCGAACGUCUGCAGAAAUCAAGACGCGCCUAGACAUUGAAGAAGACGACGCCUUAACCCCAGUGGCUACCGCGCCGUUGGCACUCGCUCCCUUGGCACAGCUCCAGAAGACUCGGCGUCGACGAGGCUCCCUUAGAAAGGCAGCACUCCUUGGGCGCGGUGCGCAACGAGAGAAAAAGGAUACCAAGCUAUUGAAAAUCGACACCUUAUCUACUGCUGCAAUUGAAGCCGAGGUGGUGGGGGCAUCGUCGUCCUCUGGCAUCACUGAACGGGACGCCCUAGGCCUCGAGGUAUCCGAUUUCACGCCUCACCUGGUAUCGACUGAUGUGCCUCUCAAGAUAUCAGCGGCUUCCAGCCAGUCAGGCGCCGAUGCCAUGGCCAAGGGAGAUCACCGCGAACGGUAUGCAGAGCGACGCAAUGGUUAUAACUCAACGACUGACGAGGAGGACAUACUUCAAAUUCCUCGUAAUCAAGGCCCUCCGCUCUCCACCUUAUCUGCGUCGUCUGGAUCCGAAUCCUACUUCACAAACCGAACAACCGCCGCCCGUCGCAGAUCAUUUCAACAGACCAAGUCUCCACUGUCCUACAGUGGCAUAUCUACAACAGCUCUCCCUCAUCCAGACUCUGACUGGGAUUAUUCAGAAACCGAAUGGUGGGGAUGGGUCGUCCUCAGUAUAACCUGGUUCGUCUUCGUUAUUGGCAUGGGAUCCUGCUUGAAUGUCUGGACUUGGGCGUGGGACGUUGGCAAAACACCAUAUGCACCUCCUGAGCUCGAAAAUGACGAGACUCUGCCAAUAGUAGGAUAUUAUCCGGCGCUCAUCAUCUUGACGGGUGUCAUGGCUUGGGUUUGGGUGGUAGUCGCUUGGGUGGGCAUGAAGUAUUUUCGACACGCCAAAAUAAGCGGUGAUUGA
Metarhizium album ARSEF 1941 is the source of this 1017-nucleotide messenger RNA. RefSeq lists its product as uncharacterized. The transcript has a single exon. Lineage: Eukaryota; Fungi; Ascomycota; Sordariomycetes; Hypocreales; Clavicipitaceae. The record is from RefSeq and is a predicted model, not a curated record. The coding region runs from base 1 to 1017 and encodes 338 amino acids.